Pseudozyma flocculosa PF-1 is the source of this 1320-nucleotide messenger RNA. RefSeq lists its product as uncharacterized. The transcript has a single exon. NCBI's taxonomy places the organism in Eukaryota, Fungi, Basidiomycota, Ustilaginomycetes, Ustilaginales, Ustilaginaceae. The record is from RefSeq and is a predicted model, not a curated record. Bases 1 to 1320 code for a protein of 439 amino acids.
AUGGUCACGACUCGACGACAGCAGAACCAGGCCCAGGCCCAGGCCCACGACGACUCGACCGCCGCCGCCGCCGAGUCCAAGGCCGCUUCGCACUCCAAAAAGGUGGAUGAGGCCGACGCCGACGCCGACGCCGACGACGAGGACAAGACCCAGGCCGGCUCGAAGCGCAAGGCCGCUCCCUCUGACCGCGACGGCAAAGAGGAUGCAAAGGACCAGCAGGACGCACAGGACGACACCGACGGCAAGGGCAACGACAGGGGCGCGGGCGCGGCCGGGUCGUCUGCUAAAUCGCGCAAGGUCGAGAGCACCAUCGACGAGCAGCAGGCGCACCUCGCGCGCUACCACGACGCCCUCUCCUGGCUGCACUCGGACGAGGCCUGGCACCUGUCCAACCCGCCCGUCGAGCAGAGCGGCAAGGGCGAAAUCGACGUGGCCGCCGCCGGUGGUGCCGAUGAGGGCGCCACGCGCCAGCCGCCCGCCAAGGGCAGCGGGCACAACAAGCGCGCCGACAUGGUCGACGACGGGCGCCACCUGCGCUACCCCAACUCGAACCUCACCCCCUUCCAGGCGCUGCUGUGCUCCGUCAUGCUCUCCAAGCCCAUCUCGCACCGCCUCGGCAUCCGCGCCAUCGAGACGAUGCUCAACAAGCCUUUCCUCUUCCGCACCGUCCGCGACCUCAAAGAGGCCGGCGUAGAGGGCAGGAGAGAGGCGCUGUGGGAGGCCAGGACGCAGCACAAGGAAAAGACGGCCGAGCAGCUCGGCGACCUCGUCGACGGCCUCGUGCACCUCUGCGGCGGAGACGAGGCAAAGGCCGACGAGAUGAAGCCCAUCCUCGAAAAGGCCAUCGAGGCGGCAGCCGGGGAAGGAGGAGCCAAGGACGUCGACUCGUUCAAGCUGGCCGACGAGCUCAAAAAGACGCUCACCGAGAGCAUCAAGGGCCUCGGACCAACGGGCUGCGACAUCUUCCUGCGCAGGGUCCAGGUCGAGUGGCCCCAGCUCUUCCCCUUUGCCGACCGCAGGACGCUCAACGUCGCCGUACAGCUCGGCCUCAUCGACCCAAACACCCUCGGCCAGGACGGCGACGACAAGGGCGUCCAGGCCGCCACGCGCGCCCUCGCCGAAAAGGUGGCCGAGCACGUCGGCUUCCCGCCCGAGCAGGCGCGCGACGCCGGUGAAGAGGCAGAGUGCGGACGGUGGUGGUUUGUCCGCACCCUCGACGUCCUCAUCGGCCUCGACGUCGAAAAGCAGCUCGACGAGGCCAAGAAGCGCGCUGGCGUCAGCGGGAGCGGCGGCGAUGCUGGAGCAAAGAAGGAAGAGUAG